CUCCCUUCCCACGCCCCAGUGCGCUGUGGGAUAGUGGCACUAUAAAGUAUAUCCUCUCUCGGAGAAAGAUAAGAAGCCCGAGACAGGAGGGGGAUGAAGAUGGCGGACGCCAAGCAGAAGAGGAAUGAGCAGUUAAAGCGAUGGCUGGGCUCGGAAACGGACCAGGAGCCUCCUGUUCUGAAAAAGAAGAAGACGAAGGUGAAGUUCGAUGAUGGCGCCGUGUUUCUGGCCGCCUGCUCGAGCGGCGAUACCGAGGAGGUGCUCCGAAUGCUUGACCGGGGCGCUGACAUCAACUACGCCAAUGUAGACGGUCUCACCGCCCUCCACCAGGCAUGCAUAGACGACAAUGUUGACAUGGUGACUUUCCUGGUGGAGCAUGGAGCCAGCAUCAACCAGCCCGACAACGAGGGCUGGAUCCCCCUCCACGCUGCAGCCUCCUGCGGAUACCUAGACAUAGCAGAAUAUCUCAUCAGCCAGGGUGCCAGUGUAGGAGUUGUGAACAGCGAGGGUGAGACACCGCUGGACAUCGCCGAAGAGGAGGCGAUGGAGGAGCUGCUGCAGAAUGAGAUCAACAGACAAGGGGUGGACAUCGAGGCAGCCCGGAAAGAGGAGGAGCGGAUCAUGCUAAGGGACGCCCGGCAGUGGCUCAACAGCGGCCAGAUCCAAGACACACGGCACACCAAGUCUGGAGGGACGGCGCUCCACGUAGCUGCUGCGAAAGGAUACGCCGAGGUUUUAAAGCUUUUAAUCCAAGCAGGGUAUGAUGUAAAUAUUAAGGACUAUGAUGGCUGGACUCCGUUACAUGCAGCAGCACACUGGGGCAAAGAGGAAGCGUGUAGGAUACUGGUGGAGAAUCUAUGUGACAUGGACCUCAUUAAUAAAAUGGGCCAGACAGCUUUUGAUGUAGCAGAUGAAGAUGUUCUGGGAUAUUUAGAAGAACUACAAAAGAAGCAAAAUCUGCUGAUAGGUGACAAGAAAGACGUUAAGAAAUCUCCUUUGAUUGAAACGACAACCACUGGGGAUAACAACCAAUCACUGAAACCACUCAAGAGCAAAGAAAUGCUGCUUCUGGAGCCUGAAAAGAGCGCCCCACGCAUUGAGACCUUAGAACCGGAGAAGGUGGAUAGAGGAGAGGAGGGGAAGAAGGACGAAUCAAGCUGCUCCAGUGAGGAAGAGGAUGAUGAAGACUCAGAGUCAGAGACUGAAGCAGAUAAGACCAAGCCUUCUGCAUCGGUGAGCAACAGCACGACGCCCGCCCCGACCAGCAUCACCGUGUCACCUCCAACUAGCCCAACCAACCAGGUGACAACCCCCACUUCACCGUUUGAAUGUAUUACUCCCCUCAUGCCUGUGGCGGAGCCGGGCUGUCCUGCAUUGUGGCGUCAAGGCUUGCGCAGAACUGGCAUUUCUCUAGUGCCCAAAAAACCUAUGGCCCCUCAGCCUGCUGGAAAGGUCUCCACCAAAGUGGAGGAGGAGAGGAAGGACGAGUCUCCGGCGUCGUGGCGGCUGGGUUUGAGGAAGACGGGCAGCUACGGGGCGCUAGCCGAGAUCACCGCCACCAAGGAGGCUCAGAGGGAGAAGGACACGACCGGGGUGAUGCGCUCGGCCUCGAGCCCUCGCCUCUCCUCCUCUCUGGACAACAAAGACAAAGAGAAGGAAAAGGAUAAAGGAACUCGGCUGGCCUACGUGGCCCCCACCAUCCCCAGGAGACUGGCCAGUACUUCAGACAUCGACGAGAAGGAAAACAGGGACUCUACCGCUCUGAUUCGUAGCGGCUCGUACACCCGGCGACGCUGGGACGACGACCUGAAGAACAGUGAAGGAAGCGCCUCCACCAACCGAACCCCCAGCUACCAGCGCAGCGGCUCUUUUGGCAGAAGACACGAGGACUUGGGUUCCUCGACCACCUCCUCCUCCUCCUCCUCCACGACCACCACCACCUCCUCAUCUGUUACCUCGCCCACAGGCCAUCGCGGCCUGCUCUCCAGCUUGGGCUCCACCUCCACCCGCACUGGCUCCACCAGUCUCACCAGCAGGUACUGGUCAGAGGAGAGAGGGGAGGAGAGGGAAAAGGAGAAGGAGAAGGAGUCCGCCGCGGUCAUCCCCACUAUAAACACUGGCUCUACUACGACCACCACAUCUACCACUACCACCACCCCCGCCAUAUCUACCACUACCACCACCGGCACCGUCACUGGCGAACGACGCAGGUCCUACCUGACGCCAGUGCGAGACGAGGAGUCAGAGUCCCAGAGGAAAGCUCGCUCCAGACAGGCCCGACAGUCGAGGAGGUCCACCCAGGGUGUGACUCUGACCGACCUGCAAGAGGCUGAGAAAAUCAGCAGGAAUCGUACCCCAAAGACCCGGGAGGAGGAGAAGGAGGAGAAGGAGAAGCAGGACAAGGAGAAGCAGGAGGAGAAGAAGGAGACGGAGACCAAGGAAGACGAUUACCGGUCGAGGUACCGCAGCUAUGAAGAGCGCUACCGGCCUUCGUCCUCCUCCUCUACCUCCUCCAUUUCCACACUCAGCACUGCCUCCACCCCGUCCUAUACUAGCACCACAUUGUCCUCAAGUUCCAGCUCCCUCAACAGGCCCAACAGUCUGACAGGGAUCACCUCCUCCUAUAGCCGUUCCUCCAGAGACACGGAAAAAGAAAUGGACAAAAAGGAGGAGGAGAAGGAGGGAGAGGACAAGCCCCGCUCCAUACGGGAUCGCAGGCGGCCCCGCGAGAAGAGGCGCUCCACCGGCGUCUCCUUCUGGACCCAGGAUGGUGAUGAAAAUGACCCCGACCAGCAGUCCGACUCAGAGGAGGGCAGCACCAAGGGAGAGCCACAGAGUGACAGGUUGUCCAGGAAUGAGAGCACUUCAUCUAUAGAUCGCAAUGACACUCUUAGCCGUGGCUAUGGUGAGAGUCGGAGGACAUACUCAAGCCGACUGGACAGAGACGACACCACUGAUUAUAAGAAGCUCUACGAGCAGAUCUUAGCUGAGAACGAGAAGUUGAAGGCCCAGUUACGUGACACAGACCUGGAGCUGGCAGACUUGAAGCUACAACUAGAGAAGGCCACACAGAGGCAGGAACGCUAUGCUGACCGAUCACAGCUUGAGAUGGAGAAAAGGGAAAGAAGAGCUCUAGAAAGGAAGAUUUCUGAGAUGGAGGAGGAACUUAAGAUGCUCCCAGACUUGAAAGCAGACAACCAGAGACUAAAGGACGAGAACGGAGCGCUCAUUCGAGUCAUUAGCAAGCUUUCCAAGUAGAACAGACCCCCUCUGCCCCGCCCCGUCUUCUGCACCCCCUCUAGUCCCCCAUGGCAGUGACUAAUGGAAUUGCACAUUUAGAUAUUAAUUGCAACAGACAUCAGAGACAAGACUCCGUUUUUUUUUCUUUCUUUUCCUCCUCCCAGCUCUUUAUCUCCCCCUUUUUUUGCUCCACCACCACCACUGCGGCAUCCAUCCAUCCAUCCACCACCUCCUCCUCGACUAUUACCCACUCGAUCGUGUGGCUGCUGUCCUGAUAGAACCACUGAGUUUACAAACAGGAGACGUGUGAUCAGCAUGUAACCGGGCGGGGAAGCCUGAAAACUAUUUAACCAAUAAGCCUUAGUUGUACAUAAAAGAGGAAAAAAAAGAAAAAACACUCGCAGCGAUCUCUUCUCUCUCUUCUCUCUCGGCUAUCACUGAAGAACAGAUAUUAUCCGACACCUGAUUUUAUUUGUGCCACAAUCUUUUCCUCUCCUUGUGUUCGUGUUGUGUGCUGUGCAGUUUCCCCUUUUUAAAAACCCCUUAAAGUGCCACUUCUGCCCCGUAUCGCUCCUUAUCUCCUCCCUCACACACACACAGUCACUGACGCACACACACUCGCACCCCCUCAUUUUUUUUGUUACCUCUGUGUGUCUUCCUCCAAGAGGGAUUUUUUUUUUUUUUUUUUGAAUUCUCGCUUUAGCGGAAAAAGAGGCGGACCUGGUGGAAUUUAAGCUUUCACUGUAUGUGCAAUAUGCAUUUCUUUUUUUUUUUUAAUGCUUUAAUGAUGAGUCCAUCACAAGUAGGAUUUUUCACUCUUCCACCGCUUCCAUCGCUCACCUUCCUCCUCUUUUUUUUUUUGUUUUUUUUGUUUUAAGUUUGUAGUGUAGUCAGUUUAUACUCUGUAUUUCUCACUUUGUUUUAGCAGGUACUGAGUGACGCUGUAUAUACCUGUAUGUAUUUGUUUGAGACCAGCACAUGGCAUGCGUUUAUGGUUCCCGUCUGUUACUAUUAAAAAGUAUACAAAAUUCCAGAGGACAAAAAGGUGUGUUUUAAUUAUUAUUUCUUUUAUAGACAUUGGAUACAUAAAGUAGAGCCGCUCUCUCGUUACACGGGGACGACUGGCAGUGUUCAGUGCUUUAAUUUUUCUCCAGUUUAAAAUAAGUGUUCACAUAAUUGUGAGAUUUAAAAACAGAAAAAAAAAGAAAUAAUCGCUUCACUACAUUUCACUUUCAUUGUAUUCAGUAUCUUGGAAGAGUGCUGUUAAUUUUGUUUCCAAUUUUUUUUUUUUUUUUUUUUUUUUUUUUUAUAAAGCUGUAGUAUUAUAGCCAAGGUGUUGUCACUAAAAAUAAAAAAAGAGAACUAUCUUAGGUAUCGCUAACCCAGUCCUUUUUACAAAUGUCUACAUGCACUGUCAAUGCCAUGUGAGGAGUCUUGAUGUCAGGUUAAAGCAAAUCGCCACCAUCAAAUAUUCCAUGCAUCUGGAAAAAAAAAAACAUUUUAUGCAUUUCAGUGGCCUUUUAAGGAUAUUUUAGUAAAAGUUUAAAAAAUUAAAAAGGAAAAAAAAAGUCGCUGCAGAUGGGCCGAUGACCAUCUACUCUGGUUUAGACUUUUUUUUUUGUUUGUUUGUUUUUCUUUAUUAUUAUUUUUUUCCCGUCAUCUUGUAAAAUAGGUGUGUGGCUUAAUACAUGCAAGCUGUGCUGUGACUACCAACCACUGAAGAGUUCAUUAAAAAUAAACUUGUACAUUGUAAAGUU
Epinephelus moara (kelp grouper) is the source of this 4997-nucleotide messenger RNA. RefSeq names its product protein phosphatase 1, regulatory subunit 12A (gene ppp1r12a). The coding region runs from base 94 to 3258 and encodes 1054 amino acids. Lineage: Eukaryota; Metazoa; Chordata; Actinopteri; Perciformes; Serranidae. The transcript is spliced from 26 exons. The record is from RefSeq and is a predicted model, not a curated record. Gene Ontology annotation, biological process: signal transduction. Gene Ontology annotation, cellular component: cytoplasm; Z disc; A band. Gene Ontology annotation, molecular function: enzyme inhibitor activity; protein kinase binding; phosphatase regulator activity.